Vicia faba (fava bean) is the source of this 1299-nucleotide messenger RNA. NCBI's taxonomy places the organism in Eukaryota, Viridiplantae, Streptophyta, Magnoliopsida, Fabales, Fabaceae. The record is from the annotation of a GenBank genome assembly.
AUGUUAGAUCUUAAUCUAUACGAUGCGAACUCGUCCGAUUCGACUCAGGACAUUGACUCGCCGAUGAUAUCGGAGAAGUUUCAUCUAACUUCAUGGAAUCAAAUGAUGGAAUCAGGAACAUCGAAUUCCUCCAUCGUCAAUGCGGACGCGGACGGUUCAAGCAACAACGCAGGCGAUGAGGACUCGUGCUCCACGCGCGUGAAUGUGAAUGACGUGUUCACCAUCAGUUUCGAUGUUCUUAAAAUGGAAGGCUCAAACGACGUCGUAACGAAGGAGUUUUUCCCGGUGACUGGAGGAGGUGAAGGUUUGUCUAAUAAUUGGAAGUUGCAAGCUACGUCGUCGUUUCCGAUUAGGAAUGGUUCGGUUGAUCUAACGUUUGAUCAGAGAAAAGAAAUGAAGUUUGUUCAGCCUCCACAACAAGCGAAAAAGAGUAGGAGAGGACCGAGGUCUCGAAGCUCGCAAUACAGAGGAGUCACGUUUUACAGAAGGACUGGUAGAUGGGAAUCGCAUAUCUGGGAUUGCGGGAAACAAGUUUAUUUAGGUGGAUUUGACACAGCUCAUGCUGCUGCUAGAGCCUAUGAUCGAGCUGCUGUUAAGUUCAGGGGAGUUGGUGCUGACAUAAAUUUCAAUCUGAAUGAUUAUGAGGAUGAUCUUAAACAGACGGAGAAUUUAUCCAAAGAAGAAUUUGUGCACAUACUUCGUCGUCAAAGUACUGGUUUCUCAAGAGGGAGUUCAAAAUACAGAGGAGUAACACUCCACAAGUGUGGCCGUUGGGAAGCUCGAAUGGGACAAUUCCUUGGCAAAAAGUAUAUAUAUCUUGGGUUAUUCGACAGCGAAGUAGAAGCUGCAAGGGCUUAUGAUAAAGCAGCUAUCCAAAGCAAUGGAAGGGAAGCAGUGACUAAUUUUGAGCCCAGCACAUAUCAAGGAGAGAUGAAAUCUGCAUUCAUCAAUGAUGGCAGCAGUCCAAAUCUUGAUCUCAAUUUGGGAAUAGCCAAACCAGGACCAGGUCCCAAAGAAAAUUGGGAGAAAUUUCACUUUCCCUCUGUUUCUUACACAAGUUCAAGGAUGGAAACCAAUGUUUCAGGAAUCGGUAAUUCAUCUUUAAAAAGGUUAUUAGUAACUGAAGAGCAUCAUUCUUUACGGAAUGACACGUAUCCCGGUUUCUUUCCCAAUGAGGAAAGAGCAGAUGGUAUCAACAAAGCUCCUUUAAAAGGACUCCCCAUUUGGGCGUGGCAAACUAAUGGUCAGGUCACUGCUACCCCAGUGGCACGGGGUAAGUCCCUGCAAGCACCGCUCUAG